Messenger RNA from Amoebophrya sp. A25, 1725 nucleotides. Lineage: Eukaryota; Dinophyceae; Syndiniales; Amoebophryaceae. The record is from the annotation of a GenBank genome assembly.
GCUUUAUUUAAGUGUUUACUGAAAGAAAAACUAGUUUUAAGGAGGCCUGUUCACGUGAUCUAUGCUGUAGAUAGCCUUGUUAUUUGUUUAAUUUCCUGGUUCUUUAGGCUCUUCUCCAGUAAAUCAUUUUUCGAUGGGCAGGCAUGUCAUACCCUUGCAGGUUGUUACACUUGCUCUCAGGGCCCUACAUUGUUAGGUUGUGCCUUAGUUGUUCUACAGAGGCUAUUGCAAUAUAGUUCCCUCCGAUAGUCGUAGUUUUUGGCCGUUGUGAUACGGUUUUCUGGCUCCCCCGGUAUGUAAGUUUUGUAAAUGGAUUGUUUAAGUAGUUGAAUGGGAGGCGGCAUGUAGUCCUAUGGAAAAAAAAAACGACGCAGAUCUUGUGCGAGUAAUGAAUGAAUGAAUGAAUGAAUGAAUGAAUGAAUAGAGAUGCAUGCCUAGCAAAAGUUUGGAGAGUUUACAAAAAGGUGUCGACUGCGUUCUGAACAUGAGCCUCGCUGUCAAACCAUCCAGGAAGCAAAGCACUUUUCUUGUGGCCCUCCCAGCACUCUUUCCUGCUAGUGCUACGUACGAACUUGAUGAUUCAGUUGAUUCUAUAACUCUUUCAUUCAUUUGCUUCUAUAACUCUCAUAGGGUAGAGGUUUAGGUCCAGCGACGCUUCAAGCACAUAAAGAAAAGUAACCGGCUAGGUCUCCCGCGUAAGUCAAAGGGUUUAGUCCCUCCAAUGAACAAACUAUAGAGCACCUAGUAGAUGUAGCUGAUGGAUUAUUGACUCGUCAGCAGACGAGCAGAGGAGAUACAACAAAGACUCACUCAUCUCACGUGCAUUGCAGUCAUUCUCUUGCAUUAGUGUACAACAGGGAUUCACUCACGUGCGGUGCAAUUACUAUCUCCUUCUAAUUUCACGCCAGCCACUCUUCACUGAGAAUUCUAGAAAUUGAAAGUCUUUUAGACCACUCAGUCUUAUCUAGCGGAGACGAAGACAGAGUCCUUUCUAGCUUGACAUGGGGUAGAGCUUAGGUAGGGUAGAUUAGGGUAGGGCUUCGCGAUGACGAGGAAAAAGGACGAUGGGGGACUGUGAGGGCCUUCCUUGGUCGUGGCCGUCCUCAGCAACCCCAGAAGAGGUUGACACCAGUGGACACGGCGGAAAGAGAUAGGCAAUUGCGCGCGAUGAGGCAAGCUCAUAGGAAUAGACAACUCGGACCUCAUCUACCGCAGACGCCGCAUAAUAUGCAGUAUCCUCAGCAAGGGCCGAUGGACCAGCUUCUGCAACGUCCCUCACCAUUGCGAUACCACAACCCGCUCGUUACGGACCCUCGGACAGACGCGCCCCGGCAAGCUGACGCGCUUGAGAUCGCCGAAAAAGUCUUCGCUGGCCAUAACACAAAGAGUCUGAACGAGUUGGACAUCUCUCUGCGUAAUCAUGAAAGUUUUGGCCAGGACUUGAUCGGGAAAAACAAGUUUCGAAUUUCGGCCACGUGCGGAAGCAACGGGGACUUUCGAACAGCGUUGGAGCACUAUGCGUCGCAACAUAUGAACCUGGCCAACGAUGAAAGAGAAGCACGAUUGCGCGGAGAGUUAUGGUCAGCUUUUAUCUAUCUGUCUCGGAAUUUUUAUCUUGAGCUCACCCUUUUGCCCUGUUGUUUUCUCAUCAUAUAAUUCGUUUUGUCGAAAUUUUGCGUCUAUCACGAUCGACCUUCAGCAUGAUGGAGUCGAAAACGUUUUUCG